AUGACUUCGGUCGAAUGUCCUAUUCAUCCGAACGUUCAUUUAGUUGAGGAUCAUCGAGCAGGUGACGUUAUCUGUCCCGAAUGUGGCCUCGUCGUUGGAGACAGGCUCGUUGAUGUUGGUACUGAAUGGCGUUCUUUUUCUAAUGAGCGAAGUGGAACAGAUCCCUCCCGUGUGGGAGCUCCAGAAAACCCACUUCUUAGCGGAGGUGAUCUUUCAACAAGUAUUGCUGUGGGAUUUGGCGCAAGUGACAGUGAUACUAGGCUACGUAAAAGUAUGAAUAACACUGAUCGCCAGAUGACUCAAGCAAUGAGCGUAAUUAGGGAGAUGAGCGAAAGAAUUCAUCUUGCGAAAAGCAUACAGGACCUCGCUUCCAAAACGUUUAAGGAUGUUUUAGAUAGUAAAGCUUUGAAGGGGAAAAAUAAUGAAGCUCAGGCAGCAGCUUGUCUCUAUAUUGCUUGCCGAAAGGAAGGUGUACCCAGAACAUUUAAAGAAAUCUGUGCUGUUUCUCGAGUUUCAAAAAAGGAGAUAGGGCGCUGUUUCAAGCUGAUUAUUAAAAGUCUGGAAACCAACCUUGAACAGAUUACAUCCGCGGAUUUCAUGUCCAGAUUCUGUGGAAAUUUGUCAUUACCAAACUCCAUUCAGGCAGCUGCUACCCGUAUUGCUAAAAGAGCUGUGGAAAUGGAUCUUGUUGCUGGUCGGUCGCCAAUUUCGAUCGCUGCGGCCGCCAUCUACAUGGCAUCCCAAGCUUCCAGUGAGAAACGUUCAGCAAAAGACAUUGGAGAGAUUGCUGGUGCGGCUGAGGUGACGGUAAAGCAAACGUACAAACUUCUAUACCCAAAAGCGGCUGAGCUUUUUCCAGAGGAUUUUAAGUUUGUUACUCCCAUAGACCAACUUCCCACUUCGUAA
Strongylus vulgaris is the source of this 906-nucleotide messenger RNA. Lineage: Eukaryota; Metazoa; Nematoda; Chromadorea; Rhabditida; Strongylidae. The record is from the annotation of a GenBank genome assembly.